GUAGGAGUUUGCGUUUUGACGGUGGGCUGGUGGAAAUGGUGACUAGGGUGUGGGUGCCACCACCGCGGCCGUAGCCCGUUUCCGAAGUCUCUGUCUUUUAAACCUCACCGUCUGCACCGACCGGGAAAGUUGGAAAGUGCAGGCCCCGGGAUCGUUUCUUUAUGCAGCAGUACCUAUUGAACUUGGACAAAUGGAAGAAAGAAGGGCAUGCUGCUCUGCCUUUAUUCCUUAGAAUCUUGUUCUCAUCUCCUUUUAUCUACAAUUCUCUAUCCCCUUAGAAUCUUGUUCUCAUCUCCUUUUAUCUACAAUUCUCUAUCCCCUCCUUUAUUCCCCUCUCACUUUCAAAUGGAAGCUGUCUUCAGGAGUCCACGUUUCCCUCCUCCAUGCUCUCUCAUCUUCUGCUCUGCUUUGUUUUUUCUUCUUGGCUUCUCUUCAUUAGAUUGCAGCCAUGGGUAUGGCAAUCUCUCGAAUGGUGCGGAUGCUCUUUGCAAAGCGGGAAAUGAGGAUUCUGAUGGUGGGUCUCGAUGCGGCAGGGAAGACCACCAUCCUCUAUAAACUCAAGCUUGGAGAGAUUGUGACCACCAUUCCCACCAUUGGGUUUAAUGUCGAGACUGUAGAGUACAAGAAUGUGAGUUUCACUGUGUGGGAUGUUGGAGGUCAAGAUAAGAUUCGGCCGUUGUGGAGGCACUACUUCCAGAACACUCAAGGACUUAUCUUUGUGGUUGACAGCAAUGAUAGGGAACGUAUUUCGGAAGCUAAGGAUGAGCUUCACCGAAUGCUAAGUGAGGAUGAGCUACGUGAUGCAACACUACUUGUAUUUGCCAACAAACAAGACCUUCCAAAUGCAAUGCGUGUCUCGGAGAUAACUGAUAAACUUGGUUUACACUCCCUUCGUCAGCGCCGCUGGUACAUCCAGAGCACAUGUGCCACUUCUGGUGAGGGACUUUAUGAAGGCCUUGACUGGCUAAGCCAGAACAUUACAAACAAGGGAUGACGUUUGGAAUAGUAAGGUGAGGUAAGACGUCAUUUGAACAUCAGAAAGACGCCUCAUUCCAAAUUUCCUUAUUUGUCAAAGAAUAUUAACUUUUAUAAAUGUCAUUGAAUGUCCCCUUUGGAAACAUUAAAAGUUCAUGGUUGUAAUAGGGAGCAAUUGAAUGUAAUGCCAAUCAGUUGCUUGUAAGAUGAAAA
Amborella trichopoda is the source of this 1188-nucleotide messenger RNA. Its product is annotated as ADP-ribosylation factor 2. The record is from RefSeq and is a predicted model, not a curated record. NCBI's taxonomy places the organism in Eukaryota, Viridiplantae, Streptophyta, Magnoliopsida, Amborellales, Amborellaceae. Gene Ontology annotation, biological process: G protein-coupled receptor signaling pathway. Gene Ontology annotation, molecular function: G-protein beta/gamma-subunit complex binding; GTPase activity; GTP binding.